ACCGCGGUAGUUUGUUUGCGUACGCGGUCAACUGUAGUCGACGUCUCUCGACGAGGAUAUGCCGUUUCUGGUGAUCACAAACCAUUACAAGUAUUGUUUACAUGAUUAUUUCGGUCAUCAUCGUAGGUAUUACAAAGUUCGGUGAAUCACGUUUACGCGGUCGUUUCUUAUCGUGAUUUCAUAAGCCGCCCCUUCGUCGAAUUCGGACGUUUUCUUAGUCGUUCGUCGGAGUACGCGUAAUUUAUAACAUAAUAUUAUAUCGAUUUCGAGUUCGCGCGUGGUUUAUUUGUUUUUUAUCUGGCCCGUCGGAGAAUUUUCAUUUCGCUGUCAAACAAACAAACAAACGCGUCUGUGGUCUCCAGGACGUUUCCCACAAGUUAGCGGUGUUGUUUUCGAGACCCGUUAGUUUUUAUUAUUUUAAUCGUUAUCACUGCCGUUUUACGAAUUUUUAUUAAAUUAAAUUUUAACCAAUCGAUCCUGAGUACCGCAUCGGUGUUCACACAUAUACGCAAACUAUGUUGAUAUACCCGACGGCGGGCAGCGGGGCGAUAAGUAGCCGUAUGAACGCGUCGGGCCAAAAGGGCGGCCGGGCCGCAGCAAAGGGUGCAGUGCAACGCAAAGCGGAGGCCAACAAGUCCAAGAGCAGUAAUAAACAGACGGUGUUGUGGAAGCACGCGGACGUCGAACAGGGUGUGGUCGUGGUCGACGAGAAGCAGCUAAUGAGGCUGGUCAAGACGGAACCCAUCGAGAACUAUUACCGACUAGACAGCGAACCAUUCGCCAAAGGUCAAUUUGCAUCAGUCAGACGGUGUACUUCCAUCGAAACAGGUGAAGUAUUUGCGGCUAAGUUUUCAAACCGCACAAGAUUCGGCGAAGAUUGCAGUCCCGACAUCCAUCACGAAAUAGCUUUGCUAUCGCUGUGUUCACCAUCGCCGCGGAUUACCAAACUGCAUGAUGUCUUUCAAACGGCCAAACAGUUGAUCAUUGUCAUGGAAUACGCUCCGGGAGGUGAUCUGCAGAAAGUCAUCGAUGACGACAACGUACCAUUUGAAGCUGACGUAGUCAAGUUCAUACACCACGUGGUCGAAGGCUUGGCUUACAUGCACCAGCGGAAAAUCGCUCAUUUGGACAUCAAACCUCAAAAUUUGGUGUUGAUGGGUGCAUUUCCCACUUGCGACGUCAAGCUUUGUGAUUUCGAAAUAUCCCGAGUGAUUUUAGAGGGUACGGAAAUCAGAGAAAUCCUUGGCACACCCGACUACGUCGCUCCAGAGAUACUUCAUUACGAACCAAUCACGUUGGCCGCAGACAUGUGGUCACUUGGCGUGACUACUUACGCACUAUUGACGGGAUUUAGUCCGUUCGGCGGCGAUACGGACCAAGAGACAUUUUGCAACAUAUCGAAUGCUGACAUCGAUUUUCCGGAUGAGCUUUUCGAAGAUGUAUCAAAUGAGGCGGUUGACUUCAUACAAAAACUGUUGGUCAAAGAUCCUAAGGAGAGGCUGACAGCCAAAGAGUGUUUGAAACACCCGUGGCUAGCAAACCUUCGCAAGUCAUCGUCCGGCAGCAGCCAUUCUAUGCACCACCACCAGCAACAUCAACCAACUUACCAACAACAGCAACACCAACAGCUAUUGGUUACAAAACGUACUGGAUGCAACACGUGUGCGGGCGUUACGCCAUCGAACGGUGUUAGACGUAGCGGUGGAAGUUUGCAGCCUUCGUACCUAUCCAAGUCUCGAGAAGCGCUUUUUGAGCGGAUCGUGUCCAAGCACAUACGGGAAAAUGACAUGAAGAGGUCAUCCCUGUUGCACGAGUCGCAGUACGCAUCCAGCCGAAUGUGCGAGAGCCACACGUCUUUGGUGUCUCGGUCCCGACAUGGCACCCGGACAUUCAGUAAGUCUAAGGAGAAGCUGUACGGACUCAAGAGUCUGUCCCGGUCCCAAGACGUACUGGACAUGUGUAAGAGCAUCAAAGAUCUGAACGAAGUGGAUAAAAUUGCCACUGUCGGUAACCUACUGAUGAGUCUCACUGGCGUGUCAACGCUGCCAAACUCGUUGUGCUCGUCUACCGCUAACAUAUCUGUAUCUCAGAGCCAUAUACCCGAGGGCUUAACAUCAAUAGAUGAUAAGGAUAACAGCACAACGAAAAACGGCGAUCGCGAUACCAACACGACUAACACUGCUUACACAAACACCACCAUCUCUGUCGACAUUACCGACACUGAAUCCAUUAAAAAUACCACUACCACAACCGCAACCACCACGACCGCGGUAACCUCAUCGCCGGACCACGCACCGCGAUCUGAGUCUCCUGCUGGCAGUAGUACCAGUGGCACCAGCAGCGUAGAACACUUUUACCAUUCCGACGAAGAGCCCAGGUUUUCGGUAGCCCAACUGGUCAAGGCGUUCGACACGCACCAGGAAGUGGUAACUAAACGGUCGCUGGAGGUGACCAUGAACCCGGAUGCCAAACUCAGGAUCGCCCCCACGACGGCGGCGGCGGUUGACCAACUUACCGCUGCCGAGUUUCCGACCGGACCGAAUGCCCUACGACUAUUCAUACCCAACAUCGACAUAUGCGGUGGUGAAUCCGCGGCCUCCAAGAGGACUCGUGCCGCGGGUUGUGUGAGUGGAGUAAGUGCCCCCCGAGACGGCUGUGAGAGUAUCCGGAGCCCCAAUUCGGACAACCGACACAAACGUUCAAACGUGAACGACUGCACAUGAUACCAAUCCAGCCGAUGGUAACCACUACGAUCUUCCCCAUAUUUAUUUCAUUAUUAUACAUACUAUGAUAUUUUAUAUUAAUUGCUAGAUUAUUAUUUUAUUUUUCUUAAAU
This is a messenger RNA of Melanaphis sacchari, 2835 nucleotides long. RefSeq names its product ribosomal protein S6 kinase alpha-5-like. Gene Ontology annotation, cellular component: nucleus. The coding region runs from base 516 to 2723 and encodes 735 amino acids. Gene Ontology annotation, biological process: positive regulation of apoptotic process; protein phosphorylation; intracellular signal transduction. The record is from RefSeq and is a predicted model, not a curated record. Gene Ontology annotation, molecular function: ATP binding; protein serine/threonine kinase activity. NCBI's taxonomy places the organism in Eukaryota, Metazoa, Arthropoda, Insecta, Hemiptera, Aphididae. The transcript is spliced from 7 exons.